Molecule: messenger RNA, 1718 nt
Organism: Podarcis raffonei (Aeolian wall lizard)
Lineage: Eukaryota; Metazoa; Chordata; Lepidosauria; Squamata; Lacertidae
Gene: TRAPPC6B
Product: trafficking protein particle complex subunit 6B
Exons: 6
Coding region: 966-1445 (159 amino acids)
Biological process (GO): regulation of GTPase activity; endoplasmic reticulum to Golgi vesicle-mediated transport
Cellular component (GO): cis-Golgi network; trans-Golgi network; TRAPP complex
Source: RefSeq, a predicted model, not a curated record
UAUAUUUUGGGGGGAACAAAUUCCUAUGCCCCACAAAUAACCCAGAGAUGCAUUUUAAAUAAAAGGAUACAUUCUACUCAUGUAAAAACACACUGAUUCCCAGACGGUCCGCUAGCUGGAUUUAGUAGGCGAUUGGGCCGGAUCCGGGCCUUAGACCCAUGCACUAAUACAAUGGGUUUCCCCCCCUGCAACAGCAUGCUUUGUGUUUGCAUAUAACUUUUUAAAAUGUUUCAGAAAUUCCUGUCAUCUUUAGUGUAACGUGUCCUUAAAUUUAGAAACAGCAUAGGCGUUUUAAAAUGGGCAGGAUUAGGACGACACAUUAUCCAUAAUUCAGUUAGGACAGACUGUUUGCAAUUAAAUUAGUGUGUUUAUUAAGCACACCUGGAGUCAGAAUUCAGCAGUGCUUGAGGUGGGAUGAAACCUUAACUCUACUGUCUUUUUUUAUUCCACUUCAAGUACUUCAGAUUAUAAAACUACAAAGAGUGUCUCAAAGCGUAUGUUUGUAGGACCCAGCUUAUUUUUAUGGUUCUAAGUUGUUUUAAAUUGUUUUUCAUAUUGUGUUUUAAUGCUGUAACCUGCCCUGAGACCUUAGAGUGAAGGGUGGGAAAUAAAUGACUGACUGACUAGGGGUUUCUGUAAGAAUUCCUGCUGUAUGAUUGCAGUCAUGGUGUUGUUGUCUUUCACAUGACAGUAUAUGUUUUGACUCCACAGAGUGGGAAGUGACGGAAACAGGAUGUUUUUGUUACUGUGUUCUUUGAAGUGGGACUAUUGUCCUUUGUUCCUUUUCUCUUUGCUGUCUGAUGCUAGAGAGAGAGGGAGCCAUGUUGCAGUGCUCCUUGUGAAAGUAAUUAGCCAAAAUGCUGAGUUGCUGAAGUCUGCCACGCAAGGUGCGCAAACUGUGGAUCCCUAAGUGUGCUGGUGUCGGUUGGCAUUGGUGGCUGUGAUAUUCGGGCUGAAAAAAGCUUAUGAAGCUCCCGAACGAUCGACCAGCAGGGAGGGAACAUGCCAGUCGGGCAUGUGUCUCUACCAGAGUCCUACUCAAGUGUAGGGAAAAUGGACGAUGCAUCUCAAAACUGGAAAAUAUGGGUUUUCGAGUAGGACAGGGAUUAAUAGAAAGGUUUACAAAAGAUACUGCCAGAUUCAAAGAUGAACUGGAUAUAAUGAAGUUUAUCUGCAAAGAUUUUUGGACUACUGUAUUCAAAAAGCAAAUUGAUAACCUCAGGACCAACCAUCAGGGCAUCUAUGUACUACAGGACAACAAGUUCCGUCUCCUGACUCAGAUGUCUGCUGGAAAACAGUAUUUGGAGCACGCUCCUAAGUACUUGGCAUUUACUUGUGGAUUAAUUAGAGGUGCUUUAUCCAACUUGGGAAUAAAGAGCAUUGUGACAGCCGAGGUUUCAACAAUGCCUGCAUGCAAAUUUCAGGUGAUGAUACAGAAGAUAUAGCACAUGUACAGAACCAGCUUCCUGCCUUGUAAAAUGACAAAUAAAAUGUAUAUUUUAUUUAUAUCCAUAGUUUAUUGAAGCUGUCCUAUAUUGUAUAAAAUGCCAUAUAGUUUAAAACACAAAUUUUCAAGUAUGACCAAUAACCAGUAUCUGCUGUAUAUCUUGCUUUUUUUCUUUUUUGGUAGUCGCUAAGUUACUGUGUGUUUCAAGGAAGAUGAAGCUUACAAGUUUGUAAAGAUGGAAUGGAAACCUUGAUUAAAUUUCAAGCUCUAA